Drosophila elegans is the source of this 522-nucleotide messenger RNA. RefSeq names its product putative protein TPRXL. The record is from RefSeq and is a predicted model, not a curated record. The transcript has a single exon. NCBI's taxonomy places the organism in Eukaryota, Metazoa, Arthropoda, Insecta, Diptera, Drosophilidae. The coding region runs from base 1 to 522 and encodes 173 amino acids.
AUGCGAUCCCCAUUUAUCCUAGCCUUUGGUCUUGUGGCUCUCGUUACGGCUGUUUACGGCGCAGGCUCAACCACGGGAACGGACUCCUCCUCGUCCACUUCGUCCACGUCUCCAACGUCCUCCAGUUCCACCGCCUCUACAUCUCCAACUUCCUCGAAUUCCUCUACGUCUCCAUCUUCCUCGACCACCUCUAAGUCUACGGGUCCGUCUUCCUCGACCACCUCUACGUCUACUUCUCCAUCUUCCUCGACUUCCUCUACUUCCCCAAGCUCUUCGACAUCCACAAGUCCUUCCAGCACCUCACCAACGACUUCAGCCACUUCCACGAGUUCCAGUACUCCGACUGCGGCUUCCACGCCCACUUCUUCCUCGACGCCCAGUGACUCGUCGUCAUCGAGUUCCAGCAGCAGCAGCUCUUCCAGGCGAAAGGCGAAGCGUCGCCAGCAGAGGCGUCGCGAGAGGCGCCAGGAAAGACGCCGCGAGAGGAGGCAACGCCAGCGCAACCGCAACCGUCGGGGUUAA